CGACCUAGAAUAAUUAUCUGUGCUUUUAAGAGGAAAACUCCUUAGGGUCCAGCCUUGGUCUCCUCCUCCUCUAGAAGCAGAAUGCCUCCUGUGUUACGCCCUCAUCCUGCUGGAUAUGUGCGAGCUGUGAUAUAAACAUGGUUUAACCCAAACCGGACGCGAUGAACGCCACAUGCGCCCUGCUGACUGUUCUGAUCCUGGUGUGCCACACUGAAUCCAUCUGCUCCCCGACCUCCUACUACAAGAACUGCUGGAUCCGGCGCUUCCCGGGGAUCCUGAUCGACAUGGAGGAGUCUCAGAGGAGAGGAGCGCAGCUGCUGAGGUCCUACCCUGAAGAAACGGCGCUGAAAUGCAGCCGCAGCUGCUGCCUCACCAGAAACUUUUCCUGUAACCUGGCCAUAUUUUACUUUGAUGCCAGCAAUGAGAAUGUGAACUGUGUCCACCUGCACUGUCCAACCCUGGAGAGCUGCAUACUGAGGCACAGGGACAAUGUUGUCCUCUAUAACAUCACAAAGGGUGUGGAUCCUGACCUGUUGGUGUUUGGGAAACACUUCACAUCCAACGUCCGCGUGCUCCCCCACCACUACAGUAGGGUGAACGCCUCUGAUCCGCUGCCCUCAGACAAGCGGCAGUUCAUCCAUCCGCCUCCUCAUCCUGCUAAGCCUCCCACCUCUUCCUCCCCUGAAGAACCUUCCAUUCCAGGGACGGAGGCAGACACCAACACAACCCAGCAGAGCAUUCCUCAACUUACAACUGAUUCUCCGACUAAAACCACCUUCUGCUGCACCGAGCGAAACCCCUCAUCCUCAGAAACGCCCAUCCAAACAGAAAUCCUGCCAGCUGCUGCCACAUCUACCGAACCAGGCGUCACAUCAGAUUCAGUUACCAACACGACUACCGUCAACCUGGAGACAACUUCAGGUACAACUACAAAACCCUUCACACCUAUCCCUACCCAUCAUCCAACCACCACAAUGCAUAUGCUGGGCAGCAGCUCUACAACAGCCUCAGCUUCAAAGAGUGGGACAGAGAACAGCAGCACAGUAGGACCCACUGGAUGGAACCACACUGAAGAUCAGGAUGGCGGUGAGGAGGACACCAAAGGGGAGCAGGGGCCUGGAUGGCACAUGGCUGCCCACACUCUGCUGGUUGCUGUGGCCAUCUGCGUCACCCUCCUGGGGAGCUGCUGUUGCUCUGUUCUGCUGGUUGUGAGCUGGAGGGGCCAGAGAAGGAGGACGGGCCGCUAUCGCACAUCCUGGAGAGGAAAACCAGCCUCCAUGCGUCUGAUUAAGCUAAUCUAUAGUGAUCUGCAUGGCAUCAAUGGACAAAAACAACAACAGGUAAGUUUGUGAUCUAAAAGCAAAUUUUUUAAUUCAUAGUGAAUCCUUCACACUGAUCACAGCACUUUAGACGUUUGAUGAUUUGU
Molecule: messenger RNA, 1426 nt
Organism: Cyprinodon tularosa
Lineage: Eukaryota; Metazoa; Chordata; Actinopteri; Cyprinodontiformes; Cyprinodontidae
Product: MANSC domain-containing protein 4-like
Exons: 4
Coding region: 162-1352 (396 amino acids)
Source: RefSeq, a predicted model, not a curated record